Messenger RNA from Onthophagus taurus, 2223 nucleotides. RefSeq names its product RNA-binding protein 24-B. Gene Ontology annotation, molecular function: mRNA 3'-UTR binding. The record is from RefSeq and is a predicted model, not a curated record. Gene Ontology annotation, cellular component: cytosol; nucleus. Lineage: Eukaryota; Metazoa; Arthropoda; Insecta; Coleoptera; Scarabaeidae.
AGGUUAGAUCCGAGGUAGCCACCGGGGCAGAGGCACGCGAACGAAAACGUUCGGCGUCGCAAGCGGCUAUAUUUAGUGCAGUGUUGGCGCACACACACACAGAGUGGGCACGCAUUUCACGCUCUACGUUCCUCCACGUACGACAUUCGCCGGGUGAUGCAUCGUGGGGUUGCGGUAGUACGUGCCGUUUAGUGGUGUGAGGUUGUUCAGUGCUCCGAGGCACCAACGAUAGACUUAUGCGAGAUCGUAAGAUCAACUUCACCAAAGAGUAUAUAAACAAUAUUGUCAACCCGCUCGGUAACCGGCCAGAUCCGUUCGGUAACAGGACCGCAAGGACCACCGAGGCCAGCGCCGCCAGCGCCAGGGCUGCCGCCGCGACGCAACCCACGGAGAAUCAGCUCGACCAAGUCGCCGCCACCUCCACCGCAGCAGCCGUUUCAGCCGCCCCAAUGCUUAUGCAAAACGCCACCCCGACCUCCACCGAAGCAGAUAGCCUCGUUGGAGGUCUUGGUCUCCUACCAGCAGGUCUGAAUGGUGCCAGCGUUCAAAAUCGAGACACCACAUGGACAAAACUUUUCGUUGGUGGUCUUCCCUAUCACACCACCGAUCGAUCUCUCAGAGAACAUUUUUCCGUUUACGGCGACAUCGAAGAAGCCGUCGUCAUCACCGAUAGGGCUAACGGAAAGAGCAGAGGAUAUGGAUUUGUCAUCAUGGGUGAUCGACAGUCCGCCGAGAGGGCUUGUAGGGAACCUAAUCCCAUCAUCGAUGGCAGAAAAGCCAACGUUAAUUUAGCCAUCCUAGGGGCCAAACCCAGAGGCAAUGUUCAAACUGGGUUUCCCUUUCCGGGGGUGAGGGCAGGAUACCCGACUCUUCUACCAGGACAAUACGGGAUGCCGGGGUAUAUGUACCAGUCGCCGUAUUUAGCGGCUACAGCUCCUGGAACAUUAAUGCCUCUACCCGCCACGCAACUCUCUCAGGCAGCGGCAUUAGCAGCUACUUCGCAAUUUUAUGAAUACCAAAAUGCUGCUGCAAUGGCUGCUGCGGCAACCGCCCCCUACACAGGACAAUAUCCAAACGGUUUCGAUGCUUACACACCGUACGCAGGCGCAGCUGGUGCUGGAUAUAUGCCAUAUACUUAUGCGCUGCCACAAACACCAAGUUUGCCAACAGCAACAGCGACGGCAUUUCCAGGAUUACCCUAUCAGGCAGCAGCCGCGCAAGCGCCCAGCAUGCAGGAAGCAAGAUUGCCGUAACUGACGGUUAAAGUAAAAGAUUCCCCCGUAAGACGACGAACGAAACCAAUGAUGAUUAUUCCAAAGGGAAGUAGUUACACAACUUGAUAAUAUGUAUAAUUUAAAAGCAGAUACUCAAGAUCGCUGACUUUGCAGUUGAGUUCCUUGUUGGUCUGCAAAGGUACGUGCAAUCUCGGUAGUGUAACACGAUUAACUAAUUAUCAUAAAUUAGGUAUAGACUAGAUAGUCAAUUCUCGAUUUAAUAAUAAACUAAUUGAGUUGUUAGCGCAAGUCUAGUCUGAUCGCGAUCGUUUUUAUUUACUUUACUAGGAUUAAAGGAGUAGCUAUUUAUUCGUACAAUACUCGUUAACCUUACCAAAAUAUUAGCUAGUCAAAUGGUUAUAAAACUGGACAAAAAAAUUGGUAAAGGGUGCCUUAUAUCCGAAGGUUGAAUGUUUUAAACUUUGUGAUACGGUGUACUUAAACAGCCUGCAAUCUAGUCAGAGAAUAAAAUCAUAACCGUCCAGGUGGUUAGUGCCUUUUUUUGUAACACAGGGGGCUGUUGCUAUACAAAAGAACUACUAGAUAACAUCGGCACAUAAUCGAAGCGUUACUUAUUUUUUGCCAAAUCGUUGUGGAAAGAUAAGAAAUCUUCUGUCCUAAUUAUUAUAUACAAAGAUUACUAAGUUUAGGAUAGUUAAAAUAAAUUCUAGUUGAUAAUUAUUUGUUAAGAGGAUACCUCUUUUAUUACUAUCUAUUAGCUUUGUUCCUCAGCGCAAAAUAAAACAACGUUUAUUAUUGCCCUGAGGAAAAAAGCAAUUUUUAAUUAUAUUAUUAUUUAUACUUUUUGAUGAAAUAUAAAGAUGAAUAGGAGGCGCCAUCAUUUAUUUAUAUAUCGACAAAGUUGUACCUAUGUAUGUCAAUAGUUAUUAUUUUGUAAAAUUUACUAAGAUUAUAAUAUAGUUAAGUUAAAUAAAUAUUUAUAAAGGAG